UGCUUUUACGAUCCGGCCAGUUGUCGUCAAGCACACAGUUUUACAGUUAAAUUGAAUACACACAGUUUUAGUUACACUUUGUUAAAUAUGAAUAAAAUUGUUAGCUAUUGGUAUAAGGGCGACGCGUGCCAGGCGGCGGGCGUGAUCAGUCCAGAGGAGAGCGAAAUACUGAGCUCCAGCGGAAUUGUUGAUGAAACUGUUUCGACAGAGGAGCCUGAUCUGGAUCUGCCCUACCAGCAACUGGAGGCGAUUAAGCAGCGUCUGAAGGAAAUGCGAGCCAAGCUGAUAUACACACCGGCCGAUCCGUGCGAGCAGGAAGACGACGGCACUCCGCCCGGCGAGCCAGCUGACUUCCUCACCCAGAAGCAAAUCCAAUUGCAGCAGCUGCGUCGCAGCAAUUGCCUGUUGCGCUGCCAGCUGCAGAGUCGUGUGCAGCAUUUGCAUAGAGCACGCAAAGAGCUGCUCCUGGUGGAGAAUAUGCGCUGUCAGCUGAACAAAAUGCUGGACAAGAUGGUCAACGAGAUGAACAUCUUGGAGGAGUUCAAAGUCUCGACACAGCAUCACUUCGGGCUCUGCAUCGAACGGAGCGAGCAGAUCAAGAUGAGCAAAAUUGACACCCAUGACUUCGGUGAACUGCUGAAUGAGAAGACCCUACGUAUGAUGGGUCGUGUGCGUCCGCUGGUGCCCCUCCGUUGCCAUUUGCACGUGCGAUACAAUCUGAAUGUGGAGCUCAUACUCUUACGCAUCUUUCUACAGUCGCUCUUUGGCAAGUUCUCUGAGGACUGGAAGUUAUGCAUGCGCAUCAAGUAA
Messenger RNA from Drosophila navojoa, 810 nucleotides. RefSeq lists its product as uncharacterized. The record is from RefSeq and is a predicted model, not a curated record. NCBI's taxonomy places the organism in Eukaryota, Metazoa, Arthropoda, Insecta, Diptera, Drosophilidae.